AUGAAAGAUAAAUUGGGACAAAUCCACAUCCUCUCAUAUGUUGUUGGCGAAUUGGUGAAGCACUCGAAUCUCCUGACCACAACCAAUCUUUCUCGAAAAACCACUAGGAAGGAACUUAAGCUGAAACUGAUUGAAGGUGAUGUUGUGAAAGUUGUUAUCUGGGGAAGAGUUGUAACUGAAUUUGAUAAAAUAGCCAAAGCUGUUGGUGAUCAACUUGUAAUUCUGGUAGUCACUGCUGUUUCUGUGAAAGUAUUCCAGUGUGAGCUUUCCUUUUCUUUUUCUGGGUCAACAGUCCUGUAUCCUAACCUUGAUAUACCAGAAGUGAAGGCUUUCACAACAAGGUAUCGGAUUCAGCUUGAGGUUGAAGCCAAUUCAAAGUCAGCAACCUUUAUAAUUUUCGAUGUUCGGACUCUAAUCUGCACAAAGACAGCUCCUCCUCAUCACUCAACAGCUGAAGAUUCUGGGUCUGUGCCUCCUGACAACAAACUCGAGCGAAAGAUGCCUUUGGCGUGA
Molecule: messenger RNA, 513 nt
Organism: Linum trigynum
Lineage: Eukaryota; Viridiplantae; Streptophyta; Magnoliopsida; Malpighiales; Linaceae
Source: the annotation of a GenBank genome assembly